Molecule: messenger RNA, 909 nt
Organism: Aspergillus aculeatinus CBS 121060
Lineage: Eukaryota; Fungi; Ascomycota; Eurotiomycetes; Eurotiales; Aspergillaceae
Exons: 1
Coding region: 1-909 (302 amino acids)
Source: RefSeq, a predicted model, not a curated record
AUGCCCCGCCUCCGCCUCCGCCUCCUCUACCUCCUCACGCCCCCCGCCCUCCUAACCUACACCAUCCACCGCACCCUCACCCACCUGGAAACCAAAUACCCCCCGAUCCCCGCCGCCCAAGGCAGCACCGCCGCCCUCACCACCCCAACCAACCCAUCCAUCCAACGCUGCGCCGAAAUCGACAUCUACCAGGCCCGCGUCCCGGUCCGCGCCUUGCUGCGCGCCGAGGCCGCCCUCACCGGCACCGACACCACCACCACCGAGAAUAACCCAGAAAACACCACACCCCCCCGAAUCUCGCAAGCCACGCUCCAAAAAGCAUGGGCCCACCUCUUCCUCACCAGCCCGAUCCUGCAAACCGAAGCCAAGCUCAUCGGCCUCCUCACCACGGGGCGCUUCCACCCGGGCGAUGUGGGGUUGUCGGCUGCGGGGUUUGCGGCGGUGCCGCCGGACACUGUCCCCGACACUGUCAUCGACACUGACACCGCCCAUGACCUCACGGAUCCACAAAGUCAAGGCUGGCAGAAACGCAAACUCAUCAACGGCGGGUUCACCGUCGAACGCGACCCCGAAAGCCCGGGGGGGUUGCUGGCCAGCUGGCGGGUUCCGGACGCGGCACGGGGGUUCUUUGAGCGGCUCGCGCGAUGGGGGUACCCGUGUCGGUUGAUGAGUGGGGGGCGGCAUGAGUGGGGGGUUUCGGAGGUGUAUUUUUGCAGAUCAGAGGAUGGGGGAGAGGGAGAGGGAAAGGCAGGGGAAUGGGUGGUGGAUGUGCGGUUCGGGUCGGCGCAUGAUUAUGAGAUUGUCGAGGCGGAGGGGGCGGCGCAGAAGGUGGUGCCGCGGUGGGUGGGCAGGUUGCAUCGCGGGUUUGCGAGGGCGUUGGUUGAGGAUGCUGUGAGGAGGCUUGGUUAG